CAAAUCUAGAUACAUAUUCAUUAUGCAAGUCAUAAACAAAUGUAACGUUACAAUAAUACUACUCGGAUUGUGAGACAUUAAAUUACAUCUUAGGCUAUUACUUGUUAGCCAUGUAUGCUGAAAUAGGAAAUAUGACCAGAGUAACAGAUGCCACAUCUGCUGAGGUAGACGAUGAUCAAGAUGAUGCGGAUGGAGACCAGGAAAAAACGGUUCUAUACUCAGUGAACGAAACUCCACCCUGGCAUCUUUGCAUAUUACUAGGAUUUCAGCAUUAUCUGACAGCUAUUGGCGGAAUCAUCUCAAUCCCACUUGUACUAGCACAAUAUUUUUGCAUGGACAAAGACACUCUUGGUAUAAGCGAAGUUAUUGGUACAAUCAUCUUUGUCUCGGGACUUUCUACAAUUCUUCAAACAACGUUCGGUAUACGGUUACCAAUUGUGCAAGGGAGUACCCCAACAUUUCUGAUUCCAACCAUAGCAAUAAUGUCUCAGCCAGUAUGGGAAUGUGAGUACAAGAUAGCGCGGGAAAUGAACGGUAGCCAUGUUAACUUUACCGCGUAUGGUUUACCAGAGCCAGGAAGUGAAGGUCACCAGGAAAUCUGGAUGAAACGAAUCCGAGAGAUCCAGGGUGCCAUUAUGGUGGCGUCCAUUUUCCAAGUUGUUAUUGGUUUCAGCGGAGUGAUGACGUUUGCUUUGCGGUUUAUUGGUCCACUUUCCAUCGUCCCGAUUGUUGCAUUGACAGGAUUCUCAUUAUUUCCGGUUGGAUCUGACUUGGCUUCGGGGCAAUGGUGGAUUGCUUUAAUGACAACAUUUCUUGUGAUAGUUUUCAGUCAAUAUUUGAAAAAUAUCAAAAUACCUAUAUGUAGAGUUGACAAAAAACAUGGUUGUGUAAAAACCGAUUUAGCGUUUUUCAACAUAUUUCCCGUUCUGUUGGCAAUGAUAAUAUCUUGUAUAGUGUGCACAAUUCUGACGGUUACAGAUGUCUUACCAGAUAAUCCAGACGAGUGGGGCUACGCAGCAAGAAUUGACAUCAAUCUAUUUGUGAUGAAAGAGGCAAAGUGGUUCAGAUUUCCUUACCCGGGGCAAUGGGGCAUUCCUACAGUAAGUGUAGCAGGAGUGUUUGGCAUGUUAGCUGGAGUUUUGGCAGCCAUGUUGGAAUCAGUCGGCGAUUACUACGCAUGCGCGAGACUUGCUGGAGCACCGCCACCACCAUCACAUGCAGUAAAUAGGGGAAUAUUUAUUGAGGGCAUUGCGUGCAUUUUGGCUGGUGCAUGGGGAUCCGGAAAUGGUACAACAUCAUUCAGUGAAAAUAUUGGUGUUAUUGGCAUUACAAAAGUGGGUAGUAGGCGUGUUGUUCAGGUUGGCGGUAUAAUUAUGAUAGUUCUCGGAUGUUUCGGUAAGUUUUCGGCAUUGUUUACUUUGAUACCAACACCUGUGUUUGGAGGACUGUUCAUGGUUACUUUUGGAAUGGUUGCCGCCGUGGGUUUAUCCAAUCUACAAUACAUUGAUCUUAACUCGCCAAGAAAUCUCUGCAUUCUUGGAGUGUCACUAUUUUUCGGAGUGAGUCUUCCUCUGUGGUUACAAGGAAAUGACGCAAUACAUACCGGAAGUGACGUAUUCGACCAAAUAUUGUCAGUCUUGCUUGGCACGAGUAUGUUUGUGGGUGGGAUGAUAGGUUUUGUUUUAGACAAUACAAUUCCAGGUACAGACAGAGAAAGGGGCAUUCGUACGUGGCGUGAAGAUACAAUAGGACGUUGUAAAACUGACUCGACCGGUAACGAAAGUGUCUACAACCCACCUUUUUUCCAAGACAAUAUAUUCAAAAAUAAAGUUCUGAAAUAUUUACCAAUUUGUCCGCCAUUUUUGAACAUUCGGAAUGUUUCAGAUAUCUCCAUCGCUACAUCGGUCAAUGUUACAGAUGUAUAUGAUUACAAAGAUAGUCACGAAAAUUCAACGAAAUUUUAACGAAUGUUUGCAUAUUAAAGCAGCACGCCUCCGCAUUUCUGCUAAUUUUCAUGAAAAUUUUGAAAAUGUAUUAAAAAGUGAAAUAUGGUAGGUGAACAAAGAAAAUUCUUCAUGCAUUGCAAACGAAACUUAUAGCCACAGUAAAUUACCAAAAAUAGAUCAAAAUAUGCAAAAAUAGCCCUUACUGCGUUAGUAACGCAGUAGAAAUAUGGUGAUAAAUACUGCAAAAGCAGUUGUACAUUGUACAUAGCAAGUACAUUUUUACAAAUAUAUUGGAUUGUUUUACUUGUCUUAAAUUUAUAUUUAAUUUCUCUCAAGUUUGAUUUUCUUGAAAUAGUUUGCUUCAUCUGGAGGCAUGCAGAUUUAAUGACGGGAUACUAUUGCUAUGAAGUACUGAAAUAAAAUAAAACUGUAGA
Molecule: messenger RNA, 2380 nt
Organism: Ruditapes philippinarum (Manila clam)
Lineage: Eukaryota; Metazoa; Mollusca; Bivalvia; Venerida; Veneridae
Product: solute carrier family 23 member 2-like
Exons: 3
Coding region: 111-1964 (617 amino acids)
Biological process (GO): transmembrane transport
Cellular component (GO): membrane
Molecular function (GO): transmembrane transporter activity
Source: RefSeq, a predicted model, not a curated record